AACAACCGGGUUUUAGUCAAAUUUUAUUUACAAAACCAUUGCGAUUUAUUUGUUGAUAUAUUUUGAUUGACCUAAGCGGUAUUCGGAUAUUCGCAGUGCGUUAGCCGUUGCUGACCUCGAACAAAGCCGCCAUGCUUCCCAACAGCUUUUACAGGAUGAGGGACUUUGCCAAUCCGAGAACAAUGUUUAAAAGCUGUGCGAACAACAAUGAAUAUCCCACACAAGGUCCCCAAAAAGUGGAGUCACCAACUGAUGUUACCCAGCCUGCUGCAGCUCCUCAAUCCACUGAAGAUACUCAACCAGAAAAGACCCAAGAACCGAUGAAUGAUCCAAACAAAACGUCGCCAUCAGAGCCCCAAAAACGUGGCAAGGGGAACCGGAAGGGCAAGAAGAAUCAAAAGAAUGCGCCACGCACUCCCAGUCAGACGAGCAAGAGCAGUCGAAGCAACAAUCCGGGCAAAGAUGGAAAGUCGACGGGAAAUGAUGACAAUGAGAAGGGUAAAGGCCAAGGAAAACAGAUGGUCCAGCAGAAAGAAAAUAGCCCUGAACAGGAGCAGUCGACUAGUGCACAAUAUAGGAAGAAUGUGCUCGACAAGGAUCUGCAGGACAAGAAGCUAAUCGAAAAGAAUAUGCAGGGAAAGAUAAUCACACAAGAAAAUCUUUUAGGGCAGAAGGUCCUAAUGCGGUUAUCCGAGCAGAAGCUUUUGAGCUUGAGGCUCGAGCCCAGGAUUAAACAGAACACAUGUCCACCGGCCAAAAAAGAAGAUGCGGUGGUCGCUUUUGACAAUUCACUAGAAUUUCUGUCACUGAACAAUAAAUGUGAUGAUGAUCUGACCAUCGCGGCGGAGAACGCCGAACUUUUGGAGGUCGAGGAUCCUCAACAUCCACUCAACAACUGCUGGACUCUGUGGUAUCUAGAGAACGAUCGAAAUAAAAGUUGGGAAGAAAUGCUGCACAAGGUUACAAGCUUCGAUACCGUGGAGAAGUUUUGGAGCCUGAUCACUCACAUCAAGCCCCCAUCCGAGCUUAUGCUGGGCAGUGACUACUCCCUGUUCAAGAAGGGCAUUCGACCCAUGUGGGAGGAUGAGGCCAAUGUCAAUGGAGGACGCUGGGUCAUCAACUUGACCAAGAGCGCCAAGAUGGCUCUGGACAGUUUCUGGAUGGACGCCAUGCUCUGUCUGAUUGGAGAGGCCUGUAAGCACUCGGACGAUCUUUGUGGCGUUGUGGUCAAUAUUCGCGGAAAGUCGAACAAGAUCUCUAUUUGGAACGCUGACGGGGGAAAUCAGACUACAGUCCUUGAAAUUGGACGCAUUUUACGCAAGGUUCUACGCAUGGACAACAUAUACGUGCUGGAGUAUCAGUUGCACAAGGACUCCAAGGAUAAACUGGGAUCAACUGUGAAGAGAAUAUACACUGUAUAGGUUCUCAUCAGACAAUUGCGAAUCGAAACAUUUUCAGUAUUUUCGGUAUUUUUUCACAAGAACUUGAAAUGUCAAGCAGGUGUGAUCAGCCAUCGAUCGAUAGUUAGUUGGGUUCCAAAUCUCUAGUCAAACCAUCCGUACACGUACACGUUGUACAUAAAAAUUUGAAUGUUGCUCCUAUAGAGCGACGAAAUAAAUACAUAACUAUUUGGUCAAG
This is a messenger RNA of Drosophila melanogaster (fruit fly), 1638 nucleotides long. It is a transcript of the gene eIF4E7, whose product is annotated as eukaryotic translation initiation factor 4E7. Lineage: Eukaryota; Metazoa; Arthropoda; Insecta; Diptera; Drosophilidae. The record is from RefSeq and is marked reviewed. Gene Ontology annotation, molecular function: RNA 7-methylguanosine cap binding; RNA binding; translation initiation factor activity. Bases 132 to 1421 code for a protein of 429 amino acids. Gene Ontology annotation, biological process: translational initiation. Gene Ontology annotation, cellular component: cytoplasm. The transcript is spliced from 2 exons.